AUGUCAGAACACGAAGGAACAGGCUCGGGUUCGGGUUACAACACCCCGGUUCCGGAACUUGACGAUCACCGGAACCAAAUUGGUUCUACACAAAGGCCCGAACGCGCUCGUCGCGGUACUGUCGAUACCUUGUAUGGUUCCCGCCAGCACUUACAGCCCACCGCCCCCUAUUCGCCAUCCGAUGUAAGAGUCCGCGACUUCGAGGAAGCUGUCCUUGACGAGGACGACGGGAGCGUGUCUCCCAUGGCAUCCCACAGCCGCCGGCCAACCUUCAACUCUACAAAUGAACAGCCACGUGGUGUAUCUCCCCCGAACUCGGUGAAGGCCUUUGCCGAAGCUCGACGCCGAGAGCGUGGCUUCUCUAUAGACGAUCGGGCCCAGAAGCAAGAGGAAGACGAUGCACUUCGCCGAACUUAUUCUUCUGUUAGCCGCAGUAGCCAUGCGAGCCAACGCUCUAGACGUAGCAGGCCUGGCACCUUCGUUGCUGAUGAUGCGGCUAGCUUAGCGACGAAUAAGACCGCGGAGGAAGAUGUAUGCUUCCCUGUACAAGACGAACACCGCCGAGACCAAUUGCAUAUUGAUUUCGACUACCUCGAGAACUUUGUCGCAUCUGAGAGUGCAGCUCGCAGGGAGAGUCUUGUAGCUCAGGGGGCGAUUCGGGUAUUCCCUAAUCUGAGACCAAGUUCAGCGACCCCCCCACCUUUACCGAUGGUUACCGUUGACGGUGAUUACAUCAAUCUUCCAUCCGGGUCCUCUGAUACCGAUCCGGAGAAGACAGCCGACGCUCCAGGACCAGCAUCGAAGCCAGCCGAUAAAGAACAUCUCGAUCCCAAUCGGUUCAGUUUCUUCUCUUCUGCCUGGGAAUCAACUAUCCAUGCUGCCGAAUUUGGUGACCUCGUCUUACCGGGCGAGGAUCUACGGGGUCUGUUCUCGUUUCCUCGUGAUGAACCAGAUGGUGUUUGGUGGUUAAAUGUCAAUCAGCCGACCGAAGAAGAAGCUCGGACCUUAUGCAAGGCCUUCGGGGUGCAUCCAUUGACCAUUGAAGAUAUCACGACCCAAGAAGCACGCGAAAAGAUUGAGAUCUUCCCCUCGUAUUACUUUGCUUCUUUCCGGUCCUUCAAUGUCGUCGAGGACGAUGAUGGCCCUGAUUAUGAGCCUUAUAACAUUUAUGUUGUUGUUUUCCGCCAGGGCACACUGAGCUUCAGCUUCUCUCCGAAUAGCCACGCCUCCCAUGUCCGCAAGAGGAUCUCGAGCCUAAAAGAAUAUGUUUCUUUGAGCAGCGAUUGGAUUUGCUAUGCCCUAAUCGAUAAUAUUGUCGAUUCGUUUGCUCCUGCAAUCCACCGAAUUGAAUUGCUCACAGAAUCUAUUGAGGACUCGGUUUUUGUUGCUCGCCCCGAUGAUCAGCACAUGUUUCUACGCAAAAUUGGUGGUGUCCGCAAGAAUACCCUUGCUCUCAUGCGAGUCCUCGGGGGCAAAGCCGACAUCCUCAAGGGCUUCACGAAGCGUUGCAAUGAGGAUUACAAGGUCACUCCGCGCAUGGACAUAGCUAUGUACCUCGGUGACAUCCAGGACCACGUCGUCACCAUGAUGACAAAUCUGACCCAUUUUGAGAAGAUCUUGUCCCGGGCUCAUAGCAAUUACCUGGCCCAGCUCACCAUCGACAGCAUCACGCAAGGAACCAGAACCAACGAAGGUCUCAGUAAGAUUACCUUCCUAGCCUCCAUCAUCGUUCCUCUCAACGUGGUCACGGGGUUAUUCGGGAUGAACGUCAAGGUCCCCUUCAUGGAUGAUAACAAUACGAAUGCGUUCUUUGUCAUCCUAGGAAGUCUGAUCUGCUUCUGCGCAGCCUGCAUGAUGGUGGCGCGUAGGAUGCGGCUUAUCUAG
This is a messenger RNA of Hypoxylon fragiforme, 1884 nucleotides long. Its product is annotated as cora-like Mg2+ transporter. The record is from RefSeq and is a predicted model, not a curated record. Gene Ontology annotation, cellular component: plasma membrane. NCBI's taxonomy places the organism in Eukaryota, Fungi, Ascomycota, Sordariomycetes, Xylariales, Hypoxylaceae. The transcript has 2 exons. Gene Ontology annotation, biological process: intracellular magnesium ion homeostasis; magnesium ion transmembrane transport. Gene Ontology annotation, molecular function: magnesium ion transmembrane transporter activity. The coding region runs from base 1 to 1884 and encodes 627 amino acids.